AUGCGCUUCGUCGAAGACGAGAGAAACGCGAGACUCAGCAUCGAUGAAUAUCACGCAUUUGCUCAGCUGGCCUAUAUCUUCAGAUAUCAGGGCAGAUAUGAAGAAGCAGAAAAAAUUUACGAGCGAGCAUUGGCAGGAAAAGAGAUUCUGCUCGGGCCUGAUCACACGUCUACCCUCGACACCAUCUUCAACUCAGGCAUUGCCUAUCUAACCCGAGGUAGGCUUGCAGCUGCAGAGGGGAUGCUCAGGCGGGCACUAGUAGGACAAGAGAGAGCAUCUGGACCUGAGCACAUAUCUACCCUCGCCACUGUCCGUGGUCUAGGCAAUGUCUAUCAGGCUCAAGGCAGGCUAGCAGAAGCAGAAGAGAUGUACGAGAAAGCACUAGCGGGAUUUGAAUUCGCACUCGGCCCUGAACAUCCGUCGACUCUUGAUUCGUUGAAUACCAUGGGCCUUGUGUUUACAGCGCAGAACAGGCUAGCAGACGCAGAGAAGAUGUACGAGCGAGUACUUACAGGAUACGAGAAGAUACACGGGCCAGAGCAUACGCAGACCUUACAAGCAUUCAAUAAUAUGGGUCUUCUCUAUCAGGCUCAGGGCAGUCCAGAAAAAGCAGAACGUAUGUUCGAGCGGGUGUUUGCAGGGUUCGAAAAGACAGUUGGGCCCGAGCAUGCGAGCACUCUAUACACAGUCCUCAACCUAGGCGUUGUUUUCAGCGACCAGGGCCGGUUAGAAGAAGCAGAAGAGAUGCAAAACCGAGCGCUGGCAGGCUUAGAAAAUGCAUUUGGGUCUGAGCAUCUUGUUGUUUCACAUGUACAUAGCAACCUAGGCCACUUCUAUGCCAAACAGGGCAGGCUAGCGGAAGCAGAACCAAUGUUCGAGCGAGCUCUCGUAGGAUACGAGAAGGCGCAUGGGUCUGAGCAUCAAGACACCGUUCAAGCAGGCGAUCUCCUGAGGCAGGUACGCCACCUUCUGAAUCCGUCUUGA
This is a messenger RNA of Aureobasidium pullulans EXF-150, 984 nucleotides long. RefSeq names its product TPR-like protein. NCBI's taxonomy places the organism in Eukaryota, Fungi, Ascomycota, Dothideomycetes, Dothideales, Saccotheciaceae. The record is from RefSeq and is a predicted model, not a curated record. Gene Ontology annotation, molecular function: protein binding. The transcript has a single exon. The coding region runs from base 1 to 984 and encodes 327 amino acids.